Molecule: messenger RNA, 3302 nt
Organism: Sorghum bicolor (sorghum)
Lineage: Eukaryota; Viridiplantae; Streptophyta; Magnoliopsida; Poales; Poaceae
Product: armadillo repeat-containing protein 7
Exons: 7
Coding region: 2444-2974 (176 amino acids)
Molecular function (GO): protein binding
Source: RefSeq, a predicted model, not a curated record
UUACAGAGGACGCACGGGCAGAGGGGGGGCGCGAGCGGAAGGAAGGGGGCGCGAGCGUAGGGAAGGAAAGAAAGAUCGUAAUUAGGCUGAUACCAUGUAGAAACACCGCACACCCUAAUCAGGGGGGUUGCCUUCAUUAUAUAGCCUGAUAGGCUAGGGUUACAAUAUACACAAUGUACAUGGGCCAAUGGGCCAUACGCCCAAUAUGGGCUGCUAUGUUACAUUCUAACACAUGCACAUUGGGGGCUGUACACAUGGUUCAACUGGCCGUGAAUCAAGGUCGCCUAAGCCUAAGUUUGCCACACCCAUAGUCUGCAAAAUCGAUUCAAUACCUUCUUUAGUAAACCAGUCAAAUGUUCAACUUCAUCCUUCUUUGCUCUUGAUACCUUUUCUUGGAUUUCUUCAACAGUAGUUCUGCAAUCAGAUGAACUAUAUUGGGUAACUUUAAACAGAAACAAGUGAAGAAAAAGGUAUGCUAAAUUUCACAAAGGAAUAUAUCCAUGUACUUAUAUAUUAGUUCGCAAACAUAAAAACAAGGGCAUUGGAUGCAUCAUAACCAUCCCAGCCUAGUAUUCAAAACCCUGAUUUUUUUUAAAAAAAGGACUCCAAGGUAAAGCAUACAUCACUUACUUCUCUGAUGCUAAUGCAUCCAAGUUUUGCUCUUCAACAAAGUCAUCUAUCUUGUCAAGGGCAGCAGCCACCUAAAAUAAUGAAAUGAUGUUACACAGGAGAAAAUGUAGUAACUUCUACUAAGCACUACAAAAGUGCAAAGGAGUAUCACAUAAAGUGGCCCUUAAUAUACCAUUAAACUGUUAAAACUUAAUUACUUGUUUUCUAGAGAUAAUAAGAAGUUUGUUCUAAUUCAAGGUGUCCCUAAUGGUCAAGUUUUCCUGAAACUACAUCAUUGUGAAUUGAUGGCUAUUAACUAGCAGCCCAUGGUCAAAGUCACGCUAAAAUUGUCUGCCACAUUUUCUCCAUGUCCUGUUCAUUUUUACAUCGUCGCAGACACAAUUCAAAAUACAAUAACCCAUUCAAUUUCAUGUCCGGUCUGUCGGAAACAAGAAAACACAAAGUGCACAUCCAUACUGCUUUAUAUUGAUGAGAAAUCAUUCUACUAGAUGUGUUUCUCUGUUAAAUCAGAAGAAUGGUUGUUAUGUGCUAGCCUGCUAAGGCUAUUAAGAGCAAGAAUCAUGAAAAAAGGUGUAAGGGUUUGGCAGAGCUCCAAGUCCAAAAAUCUCCUGAGUUGUUUGUUUGAGCUGUUUUCCUUCUAUUAUAGAUGAAAAUUGUUUUAAGGUUCAUGAUUUAAGCACAAAAACUCCAGAUUAAAGAUGGAGCAGGUCUUCUAAACAGCACCUACGAACAUAUGAAAGAAAUUAAGAGACAGGAAGACAAAAAGAUACAAAAAAAAGAGAGGGUGGCACUGGUAAGAGUGUCAAAGUUCAAGGGUUGAUGAAACCCCCGUUACCUGUCUAGGUUCAAAGGUCAUUACAAACUUCUUAAGGGCAAAAUCUGGGGAAUGGCUCCCCCCGGUCAGAGUCUUCUCUUAGAAAGACAAGAAAAUACAAAGGCAUGGAGGGGCACAGGCUAAGCUAUUAAGUGAUGUGCAGCCAUUACUUGCUGAUUACUUGAUUGAUAAAACCAGAUGCUGAAGCCUGAACUUCUAAAUGGUAAUAUUUGUCGUUAUAGCAGUAGACGCAGAGGCAACAUAUAGUACAGUUUCAACCCCUUCAUGAAUGAUACUCUCAUAUACUCUGUAGUGAAGUACAACCGAAUUGCCACCAGUCCAACCCGUUGAUUUAAAGGAAUUCCCAUAGUAUUUCGUGGGUAAGAGCUCCUUUUAUAUUUAUAGUGCUGCUACAACUAUAAGUAUGAAUAUAAAACAAGACCUAAAUGCUAAUAUGUCUCACUCAGUUGUACUGUUAAUUAAUGGAACAUACUUUGUUGAAAAUCCACAAAUUGUGAUGAAAAUAUGUCAACAUGUGUGAGAAAAUACUGAUUUCAAAAUUACCUGUGUUUCUUCGCGGAAGUCGUUAAACUCAUCCUGCAAUAUAUGAAGGGAAAAAAAACAGAUUAUAACAUAUUGGGUUCAAUACAGUGCUCGCACAUACAAUGAAAGGAAGAUAAAUAUAAACUAACUGCAUCAGGCUUGCCAAACAGAACAGAAGUGAUAUCAGUUUUGUAAUUUAAGAAUGCAUGCUUCUAUAUUAAACAUAAAGCUCUAAUUAAAACAAGGUUCAUGAUCAGAGACUAUUCGUUAUUGUAGGUUUUAGAUGUUCUAUAUUAAAAAAUUUUAGGGUCCUGUAUGCAACGGCAUCUGCUAAACCAAAGCAAAGCUCACACAAGAGGCACCGUGGCAUUGGCAACGCUCUGCUGGGCCAGCCAAGAGAAAUAAGUUGCAGCGGCACCUAAAGGUAAAUCGCCGGAUUCUGUGUGGAGGAGAUUCAUGUUCACGAAUGCGCAGCGCCAGGUCGAGCGCACCGGCCGUUCCGGCACUCCGCGAGAUCAGUACCUUCAGGAUCUUGUGACCCAGUUCCAGAGCGCCACAGAUGAAGAAUCUAAGGAGAAGAUAGUUGCUAACUUGGCAAAUUUUGCUUAUGACCCUUUUAAUUAUGCCUUCAUGCGCCAGCUGAAUGUUCUUGAGUUAUUCUUGGACUGCAUUACAGAGCCAAAUGAAAGGCUUGUUGAGUUUGGCAUUGGUGGAAUAUGCAACUCCUGUGUUGAUCCUGCAAAUGCUUCAAUCAUUACUCAGUGUGGUGGAAUCCCGUUGGUUAUACAAUGCUUAUCAAGCCCAGUGCGGAAUACUGUGACUUACGCACUUGGGGCUUUGUAUUAUCUUUGCAACUCUUUGACAAAGAAGGAGAUCUUGAAACCAGAUGUAGUUAGAACUAUAAGAGAGUAUGCCUCAGCUGGAGCUGUCAACACCAGCUUCAGCAAUCUGGCAAAUGCUUUCCUGGAGAAACAUGUUGAUCCAUGAUAUUCUCUGAGAGUUUCAAAGGGUAGAGUAAAGCUUACGCAUUUCAUGUACUUGCCCUAUUUUCAUAUUCUGGAUAUGAACUAAAGAAACUAGAGCUCAGAACUAUCUGAUUUCAUUGUUAUUGGGUACAAUGCUUUGCAAAGUUAUCAUAAUAUUGUAUACGGGAACUGAGCAAGGAUCCUUUGGAACACAGGAGUUUGACAGGAAAAACGCAGAACUUGCUAUGCAUCCAUCAGAUGUUACUAGAGCAUGUAGCUUGUUACUAGAUUGAGAGCUAUGCACAUGUUCAGUUCGGAAGCUAAUUUCUCGUAGUUGAGUUUUUUCUCCA